Planococcus citri (citrus mealybug) is the source of this 1319-nucleotide messenger RNA. RefSeq names its product ubiquitin carboxy-terminal hydrolase L5 (gene Uch-L5). NCBI's taxonomy places the organism in Eukaryota, Metazoa, Arthropoda, Insecta, Hemiptera, Pseudococcidae. The transcript has 7 exons. The coding region runs from base 244 to 1239 and encodes 331 amino acids. Gene Ontology annotation, cellular component: cytoplasm. Gene Ontology annotation, biological process: protein deubiquitination; ubiquitin-dependent protein catabolic process. The record is from RefSeq and is a predicted model, not a curated record. Gene Ontology annotation, molecular function: cysteine-type deubiquitinase activity.
UAUCAGUUUUAUCAUAAGUCAUGGAUGUUUUGUUUUUAAUUCAAUUUCAUCAAUUAUUUUGAUUAUUGCUAUUUCAUUUCAAAACCUAUUGUAAUUCGUGAAUAAUUCAUUGGCGUUUGAUUAGUUCAUGCAUUGUGUGAUAAAGUUUAAAGUUUAACGUUCUUCUAUGUAGUGAUUUCCAUUGUUUGAAUCUUCAUCUUCGACUAAUAUUAUUGCAAUUCAACGUUUGAUUAUUCAAUUAUCAUGAUCGAAAAUACUUCGGGGAGCGAUGCUGGAGCUGGACAGUGGUGUUUGAUCGAAAGUGAUCCUGGCGUUUUCACUGAACUGAUCAGAGAAUUUGGUUGCAAAGGUGUACAGGUUGAAGAACUAUGGAGUUUGGAACCGGAACAAUUCGUCGAUUUGAGACCGGUCCAUGGACUGAUAUUCUUGUUCAAAUGGGAACCGAACGAAGAACCUACCGGAUCGUUGGUACUAGACGCGAAAGCGGAUAAAAUAUUCUUUGCUCAACAAGUUAUAACAAACGCUUGCGCUACUCAAGCUAUUCUCAGUAUAUUAUUGAAUUGUAAACACGCCGAUGUUACUUUGGGUUCGACGCUAACAGAAUUCAAAGAUUUUUGCCAGUCGUUCGAUGCCACGAUGAAAGGAUUAAGUUUGAGUAAUUGUCAAGCCAUCCGAUCGGUUCAUAAUUCAUUUGCGAAACCUACGUUAUUCGAAUUCGAUUCAAAAUCCCAGAAUAAAAACGACGAAACGUAUCAUUUCGUUAGUUACGUUCCAAUCGAUGGAAGACUUUAUGAAAUUGAUGGAUUGAAAGCCGGUCCCAUUGAUUUAGGUAUCAUUCCACCCAACUCUGACUGGUUAAACAUCGCUAAACCGGUGAUUGAGAAUAGAAUAAAACGGUAUAAAGAAGGAGAAAUACAUUUCAAUUUAAUGGCCAUCGUCAGCGAUAGAAAAGCUAAAUUCGAAAAAAGAAUCCAAGAAAUUAAUCAAGAAAUGCAGGAAAACGGUAUGGAAACUGAUGCUCAGCAGAGUGAAAUAGCCAAGUUGCAUAUGCUGAUCGAAGAAGAAGAGAAUAAAAUGAAACGUUAUAAAACCGAGAAUAUUCGAAGGAAACAUAAUUAUUUACCAUUGAUCGUGGAAAUACUGAAAAUAUUGGCCAACGAAAAAGAACUCAUACCUUUAUACGAGAAAGCCAAAACGAAAUCUGCGGCUAAAGGAGAAUCGAAAAAAUCGAUAAAGUGAUGCAAUUCUAAUUCACUCCAAGUAUUUUUAUAAUGAUGUAAUAAUAUUCAAGAUUAAAAUAUUUAUAUUGCUCGAGACAA